Messenger RNA from Alosa sapidissima (American shad), 3464 nucleotides. RefSeq names its product family with sequence similarity 102 member Bb (gene eeig2b). NCBI's taxonomy places the organism in Eukaryota, Metazoa, Chordata, Actinopteri, Clupeiformes, Clupeidae. The record is from RefSeq and is a predicted model, not a curated record. The transcript has 11 exons. The coding region runs from base 385 to 1437 and encodes 350 amino acids.
UGUCACACCCGUAUGGUACACACACACAGUGCGUGCGUCGCUGUGCUGUGCAGAGUGGGAGGAGAGGCUUUUGCCCUGAAGUCGUCGUAGCAACAUCGCUGAAUUCGUGACAAGGACAGGUUUACAUUUUAAGGUUAAAGCGGCUUUUUGGUCGCCAGGGGUAACAUGUUAUGUACUGUUUUAAGUGUUUGCCAGCAAUGAGGGGGGACUUGUGUGAAAUUUCAGCAGUCGCUAGCUAACUGGGCUAGUGGACUAGCCACGCAACAUCAUCCGUCGCUAUCACAAUGUAGCAGCGAUGAUUUGGUGAAGAUUUUUGGCGCCGUACCACCGAAUUGCAGUCAGAAGGAUCCGUAUCGACAGCGGGUGAACAGUGAGGCCGAAAUCAUGAUGAAGAAAAAGAAGUUUAAGUUUAAAGUGGACUUUGAGCUGGAUGAGCUGUCCUCCGUUCCCUUCGUCAACGGUGUGCUUUUCUGUAAAGUCCGACUGCUGGACGGCGGCUUCUCCGAAGAAUCCUCGCGGGAAACGGUACAUGCUAACUGUGUGCGCUGGAAGAAGAAGUUCACCUUCCCUUGUAAAAUGAGCGCCAGUGCCAGCACUGGGAUGUUGGACCCUUGUAUCUGUCGUGUGUCUGUCAGGAAGGAGCUGAAAGGGGGGAAGACCUAUGCAAAGUUGGGGUUUGCGGACUUGAAUCUGUCUGAGUUUGCAGGCUCUGGCAGCACGAAACGCAGGUGUCUGUUGGAAGGCUACGACACCAAAAACACACGGCAGGACAACUCCAUCCUGAAGGUGAUCAUCGGCACUCAGUUGAUGUCUGGAGAUCCCUGUUUUAAAACGCCGCCAUCCACCGCCACAGUAGUAGGUAUCCAAGGAGACGGAGAGCGCCUCCUGGAGGAAAGAAGAGGAGGCGACAAUCAGAAGCCUUACUUGGCCAUCACAGAGGCUGCAGGCAGGUGUGCCUCUCUCCCAGAGGAACUGGGGGCCUGUGGCCACUCCCGGACUUCCAGCUACGCCAGUCAGCAGUCCAGAGUAUCAGGGUACAGCACAGGACAUUCGCGCUCCUCGUCCGUGUCCGAGACGUCCCACCGCAGGAACACCUCCGUGGGCAGCGCUUCCACAGGGAUCGCCAGCAUCCCCGAGCCCAGCGAACCAGCCCAGCAGCCAGGCACGCCAGACCGCGGUGCCAACAGGCAUCCACUGAAGCAGGAUUCCAUGGAGUCUCAGCUGAAGAGGAUGGAUGCCACGCGAGUAGAUGCUGACGACGUGGUAGAAAAGAUCCUCCAGAGUCAGGACUUCACUCCCAGCAUGCUCGACUCCAGCACAGAGGAGGAGGGACUGCGCUUGUUUGUGGGACCUGGUGGAAGCACAGCACUUGGCAGCCAUCACUUACCCACCAGGGUCGGAGCCGGAGCUUAUGAACAGGUGGUUAUGAAGCGUUAGCGCUGAGCUGUACCAGGCAGAGAAGUGGCACCUACCAAAAUCUGGACGGGGGAGGGGAGAGGAGGCGGGGCAUCAACACUGGUUUAACGGGACUAACCAUCUCUUUGCAUUCCAGCUGCACAACACCACCCAAUAUUAUCAUUACUAAUGAUCAAAUUAGUUGAGGUUUUUGGAGACAAGAAUGGUGCGAAUGCACUGGCCAGUGCGAUGGUUUGGGAGGAAUAACACUAAUGAACAGACCGAUAGAGCUGGAAAAGAAUGUCUGCGUGAUGACAAACGAAAAGCUGUAGCUUGAAGCCUAGGAAUCUUCUGUCUAUUCACUAAAGCCAUAAGUGAUGUGUUUAGUAGGACAUUGUGUGUGUGUGUGUGUGUGUGUGUGUGUGUCAUGCGUGUAUGGUUCUCAGGAACGUUGAGCGCAACAUGACUGGGGCUACCACAGCUGGCCUGUGGGAAGCCAGAUUAAAAAUGUGAGGGACUUUCUAGAUGAACCCAUAGUGAUAGUAGGAAGUAGGUUCUCUAAGAGGACGUGAUGUUCCAGAAUAUACUUUGUCUGGGAACUGGACUCCCCUCUUGGGAUAGAGCAUAAUGCUGUCCUGUUCUCAGGGUUGGCGAUUGCAUUUCUGUGUAGCUGGUUAUAAUAUGUAUUCUGAUACUGUGAUAUCUUUGAAUGGGUGCCAGGUAUCGAUCAGGUUUUGGACAGGUCUGUGUGUCCUUUUCUCUUCUUCGAACAACAUGGUUGUGCACAGUGGACGGGUGGAAAGCUUUGACCAUACUGGAAGUAUAUUCCAGCGCAGUUAACCUCUUUGUGGAUUUUAAAAGACAAAUUACAAAUUACAACUGACACUAUACACAAUAUAUCACACACUACUAAAAAGUACAAUGUCUGUACCAGUGAUUUUUACUUGUGAUGUUAUGCUUGGUGUUAAUAUCUCAAUGAAAGAGAAAAAAAAAACAAGAUUCCUGUGUAUUUUGAAGUUAGUAAAAAGUAAACAUCUCAAGAUUGUCAGUUAAUAUCUGCACAUGUAUCACCGGUGUUGUGUUUUAUAACCUUAACUGUGAACUCAUCCAUGGCGUGUGUGUGUGUGUGUGUGUGUACUGUCUAGUGUGUAUGUGCUAUACAUGUAUGCUCUCCUCGUAAGCCACGGCCUAAGCAAUGAAGUAUUCAUUCGCUUUGAAAGCCUGUUUAGCCAGACUCUUGUGCUGCUGUUGUCUGCUCGUGAUUCUUACUUCUGUCGAGCCGUACUACCCUCUGUGGUGAAUGAGUCAUGGUGGUAGAAGCAUCCUCCUCAGCCCUGACAGCUGAGCAGGCAUUUAUACGGCUGUGAAGUGCUGACACGCCAGCCCACUUCAGAGCUCUGAAGAGAAGCAUCAUAUUGACACUCAGACACUCGGUACCACACAUUGUUAAAGCAGAUGUUUUAAGUUGUAUUGUUUCUUGAAGUUCGGUUAUUCAUCUAGGGGGGGAAAAAAUGAACAUGGUAAGGCUGAGUGUACCAUAACAAAUUUCCAUGAGUUUGUGUUGCUAUAUAUGCAGAGAUUUUCACUGAAUCUAAUUUUAUAUGUUUACUUUUUCGUUUACAUUUUAAAACUAUACUGUUGAUGUAGCCAUAGCAAUGCCUAUAGAAAAGCUGAGACAGAAAAAAAUAUACUUAUGAGACAGUUAAAAAUCUCCCCACAGGUUCUCUGGCCUGAAGUCUUGCCUUGUCUAAUCUGUAUGGAUGUGCUUUACAGAUGGACUGACAAUGCAAAGCAAGUGCCCUCUAGUGUUAUCAUGUGGAAUUGUUUCUGGAAGGGAUUAGAAAAACCUGGCGAUAGACAGAAAGAUGGUGAAGGCAUUACUAGUGCACAUGUUUUCUGUAUUACUUCUGUGAAGCGUUGUGCCAAUGUCGGUGUGUCGUCCCUCCUGUGGUGUGGCUUCUGACCGCUGAGCCCUGCUCUUUUGACUGGACCCCACCGCUGCAACCCCAAAUGUACUGUAUGUCUGAGUGCAACCACAUAUUGUCCAUUAAAACGUGUGCAUCCUCAAA